Pieris macdunnoughi is the source of this 2574-nucleotide messenger RNA. The record is from the annotation of a GenBank genome assembly. Lineage: Eukaryota; Metazoa; Arthropoda; Insecta; Lepidoptera; Pieridae.
AUGGGUUCCCUGCCGCGUGUCUCAGUGGUGAGCGGGGCUCGAACAGCUGUUCCAGCAGCGCCGUUGGUCACACACUUGCAACUUCUGCGCAUGCAUGACAGAACUGCGCUAAUUUAUUCAGAUGAAACAUGCAAUGUGCGCGUGAGCUAUGCAGAACUAGAAGAGAGAAGCAACGCCAUGGGCAGAGCUAUAGCCGCAUAUGCGAGACCAGUUGGCCCCAACAGGGAUAAUGACUAUGUUAUAGCUGUCUGCAUGCAGCCCACACAUAACACAAUAUUAACCCUUCUAUCGACGUGGAAGGCUGGAGCUGCCUACGUGCCCAUGGAACCAAGUUUUCCUCAAGCGAGGAUCAGUCACAUCUUGAAGGACGCUCAGCCGUCACUCAUAAUUUAUGACGAUACUGCUAAUCCAUCAAUGUUUGCAAAUAGUGGAGUACCGUCGAUUUCUUUUGAGGAAUUGACACUAGACGCCAGUUCAUUACCAGCCGACAGGCUAACAGAUAGAGAGAUGUUGGCGACAGCUACCGUUGACAGCAUUGCUAUAGUGUUGUAUACUUCUGGAAGUACUGGAAUACCCAAAGGUGUCCGUCUACCGUAUUCCGCGAUUUGCAAUCGCCUGUGGUGGCAGUUCCGUUCUUUUCCGUAUUCCGACACAGAAAGCGUUUGUGUUUGGAAGACUGCACUGACGUUUGUGGACUCAGUUUGCGAGAUUUGGGGUCCUCUUUUGCAUGGAAGGACUUUGUUGAUAGUACCUAAAGAAAUCACGCGUGACCCGCAGAAGUUGGUGCGGGCCUUGGAUGAUAAUCGAGUGGAACGCUUGGUUCUAGUACCUACUCUACUUCAAUCGAUUCUCAUGUACCUCUCCUUGAGCUCAGAACAUUCAUUAAAACAUUUGAAACUGUGGGUGUGUUCUGGGGAGACGUUAAGCAAGGAUUUAGCAGCCAGGUUUUUCCAGCAUUUUGGAGAUGGUUAUAGGCUCGCUAAUUUCUAUGGAAGUACUGAGGUUAUGGGAGAUGUGACCUACUUUGUCAUUGAAAGUAGUGCUCAGUUGGAGAUGUUUCCUACUAUACCGAUCGGUGCACCUCUUGACAACAGCGCCGUAUACCUUUUGGACGAGGAAAUGAACCCGUCCCGUGAAUCAGAGCCUGGUGAGGUCUGGGUGGCUGGACAGAACUUGGCCAAGGGAUACGUGGGUGGACAGGCACCUGAAAAGUUCUGUGAUAACCCUCAUGCUGCUCAUCCAGACUUCAGUCGCCUUUAUCGUACCGGCGACUUCGGUAUCCUCUACAAGGGAAUGAUACUGUUUGCUGGUAGAACAGACUCGCAAGUGAAGAUCAGGGGCCAUCGCGUGGACUUACAGGAAGUCGAAAGAGCUGUCACGGGCGUACAAGGUGUCGAUAAAGGUAUUGUUUUAUGCUACGGUCUGGAUCGGGGAAACCCAGAGAUCCUGGCAUUUGUUACCAUCAACCCGAAUGCAAGAUUAAAUGGAAACCACAUCGAGAAUGCUUUAAAGGAUGCACUUACCAAUUAUAUGUUACCACAGGUGUUCGUUAUUGACAGCGUACCAUUGCUAGUAAAUGGUAAAGUCGACCGACAAGCACUGCUUAAGAUGUAUGAAAACACUAAUAAUAAUGAUGACACAGUUAUAAACCUGGACAUAGACUAUUCAGGAGUUCGUCCUGAAGAAAGAACUAAAGCUCAGAUCCUAUUUGAGACAGUGGGAGAGGUUUUAGGUCGUGCUACGAGAGGUGCUAUAUCACUUAGAGCUGGCUUUUACGAGCUGGGAGGGAAUUCUCUUAACUCCAUCUAUACUAUUACUAGGCUGAGGGAUAGAGGAUAUUUUAUUGAAAUUAGUGAUUUCAUCGGAGCAUCGAACCUGGGCGAAGUAUUGCAGCACUUAACAACAAACCCAGAUAGUGGUAGAGAUGAAAACCCAAAGUUUACUGUAGUACCAAUGAGUGAUUCUUACCGAGAGGAUGUUAUAGAGAUGAUAGUAUCGUCGUUUUAUAAGAAAGCCGAGUUGGAGCAGUUCUUACUUCAUGAAAUAAACACAAGGGAUUAUGCACACUGUGUGUCGGCGUGUUGGGAACCAUUACUGGAGGCUGGACUCAGCGUUGUAUUGGAAGAUUCUUCCGGCAGUCCAGUAGCAGUGGCAUUAAACUUUGAUGCUAGAGCUGAACCAGACAUAGAACUCGUUGGAGGUCUGGCGAAGAUCAUGACAUUCUUGGAGUAUGUGGAAAGUUCAGUCAGAGAUACAAUGUUACCGGAGGGCAAGGGUGCUAUCCUUCAUUCCUUCAUGAUGGCCACAGCAUCGAGUCUUUCAGGCGCAGACAACGUAGCAGCAAUUCAAGCUUUAGAAGUAGCCACAAUGAAAAUCGCAAGGGAAAGACGGUUUCUUGGGAUUUUCACUACGAACACAAGUCCUCUGACACAGCAACUUGGAACAGAUGUUCUAGGCUUCCAAACGCUUUUGGACUAUCAAAUUAACCAGUAUGUGGAUUCAAAUGGAGACAGAAUAUUCGGCGAAGCCCCUGAUGAUAUGAGAGCUAUUGUUUGCUGGAAGCCAGUAGAUUAA